GAUAUGAUCAUCCAGUCAUCCACUAUAAGCCUAAAGAAGCUUACAAAGUAUCAUCUCUCUCUGAGAAUCUCACAUGGAGAUCCGGGUCAUCCUCCUCACCACUCUAUGCCUCUGUGCUGCCCUAAAGUUUCUCUUUGAUUUCCUCUCACACAAAUCAAAUCCCAGAUGCCCACCAAGCCCUUGGAUAGUACUCGUCAUAGGCAACUUCCUGUGGCUUCGUGAGAGCUUGUUAGAUCUCGAGCCAAUCCUCUCCAAGCUCUAUGUCAAGUACGGCCCCAUCUUCACUGUCCCAAUUGGCUCCCAACCCAACAUUUUCAUUAACAGCCAUUCCCUUGCUCAUCAAGCCCUCAUCCAGAAUGAAGCCAUCUUUGCUGAUCGCCUGCAUGCGCUAAAUCAAUCUGCUACUACCUGGAAGCCAAGAGCCAUCAGCGCUUCUCCUUAUGGGCCAUACUGGCGGCUCCUCCGUCGGAACCUCACCUCUGAGAUCCUCCACCCUUCUCGGCUGAAGAGGUACUGACACAAUAGCGACGGCAAUGGAAUGGAUCAUGGCCAACCUAGUGAAGCAUCAAGAUAUCCAAGCAAAGCUAUAUUGAGAAAUCAUGAGGGUUUUGGGAGAAGAUGAAGAGAUCACAGAGGAUGAUUUGCAGAGGAUGCCUUAUUUGAAGGCAGUGAUAUUAGAAGGGUUAAGGCGGCAUCCUCCACUCCACUUUGGGCUGUCACAUACUGUCACGGAGGAUUUUCAUUUAGACAGCCAUGUGAUACCUAAGAAUGCUAAUGUGUAUUUCAAUAUAGCAGAGAUGGGGUGGGAGCCAAAAGUGUGGGAGAAUCCAAUGGAGUUCUGGCCUGAUAGGUUUUUAAGUGGAGAGGGAUUUGAUGUAACAGGGAAGAAGGGGAUAAAGAUGAUGCCCUUUGGUGUGGGGAGGAGGAUUUGCCCUGGAUAUAACCUGGCAUUGCUUCUUCUAGAGUAUUUUGUAGCUAAUCUGGUCAAAGAUUUCAAAUGGAUGGCUGUUGAUGGAGAAGAUGUUGACUUGUCAGAGAUGAAAAAUUUUGAGGUUGUGAUGAAGACUCCAUUAAGGGCCCAUAUAUCUCCAAGGGUGAUGAAGUGAGAAUCCACACUACCCUUCUCUAUAUAUAUGUAGAACUUUAUAACUAUGUAUGUAAAGGUCUGUAGAGGUCAAGAGUCUUAUACCUCUACACAGCUACACCACCAAUCAGCAGGGUUUUAGGAAUCGGUAUCGGAUGAGAUAUAUUGGUUAA
Messenger RNA from Macadamia integrifolia, 1257 nucleotides. Its product is annotated as cytochrome P450 89A9-like. Bases 74 to 517 code for a protein of 147 amino acids. Gene Ontology annotation, molecular function: heme binding; monooxygenase activity; oxidoreductase activity, acting on paired donors, with incorporation or reduction of molecular oxygen. Lineage: Eukaryota; Viridiplantae; Streptophyta; Magnoliopsida; Proteales; Proteaceae. The record is from RefSeq and is a predicted model, not a curated record. The transcript is spliced from 2 exons.